This is a messenger RNA of Diprion similis, 1897 nucleotides long. RefSeq names its product CDP-diacylglycerol--glycerol-3-phosphate 3-phosphatidyltransferase, mitochondrial (gene PGS1). The transcript is spliced from 8 exons. Gene Ontology annotation, molecular function: CDP-diacylglycerol-glycerol-3-phosphate 3-phosphatidyltransferase activity. NCBI's taxonomy places the organism in Eukaryota, Metazoa, Arthropoda, Insecta, Hymenoptera, Diprionidae. The coding region runs from base 88 to 1650 and encodes 520 amino acids. Gene Ontology annotation, biological process: cardiolipin biosynthetic process. The record is from RefSeq and is a predicted model, not a curated record. Gene Ontology annotation, cellular component: mitochondrion.
CUGUUUCGUGAACGUUCGAUGUUCGAUUUAAGUUGUUUGUUAUUAAAUGUAUCUUGACUAUUAACGCGUCGCUAAAGUUUAGCUCUAAUGAAAAAUACAAUUUUACGAACGUUGAAAAGAUUUUACGGUCUUAAAAAUACUCGUGGAAAUUGGCUACUUGACCCACGGCCUAAUGCCUCGAGUACUUGCACCGCCAGAUGCAAAACAGAAAUAGCCAUGCUUGAUGACGAGAAGUACGUCGAGGUCGAGGCUACCUCUUGCGAGAUAAACAGUCUCGCCUGGCUUCACAAGGCUGCUCCAGGAUUUCCUACUAAUGGCUCGAAGAUCACGGUUGUUCAUGAACCAAGCGCGUUCUACAACUUGUUACUCAACAAAUGCCAGACUGCUCAGAAAAGAAUCAUUUUAGCUUCUCUGUACCUUGGAACUGGAGAGCUCGAAGCAGGCUUGGUUGCGGCACUAGAGGAAAAUUUGGUAAGGAGCAACGGUACAGUGAAGAUAAACAUUUUGCUGGACUACACGAGGGGCUCGAGAGGAAAGCAAAACUCACGAACUAUGCUAGAACCUUUGUUGAAAAGUCGGUGGGCUAAAUCUUGCAGCGUAUCUCUUUACCACACUCCAAAGCUGCGUGGUAUUUUGAAGGCUCUGAUACCAGAUCGGUUCAACGAACUGGUAGGGCUGCAGCAUAUGAAACUGUACCUAUUUGAUGACACUUUGAUAAUCAGUGGAGCAAACUUGAGCCACGACUAUUUCACCAAUCGUCAAGACAGAUACAUUGUGAUAGAAGACUGUAAAGAGUUGUGCGAUUUUUAUUCCAAACUUGUUGAUAGAGUCUGUGAAUUCAGUUUUAAACUAGAAUCAGACGGCACAACAACGUUCAAAUCCAAAGAAAACAUACAUCCCUAUAAGGGGAGACGAAAAAACUUUACCGAUGCUGCCGCGAAGAGGAUAAAAUCUCUGUUUCAGGAGGAGAUGGAAAAACGAUCAGAGAUUACGAAACACGAUGGGAUCUCGAAAUACGAUACAUGGAUAUUUCCUCUAAUCGAAAUGGGCCAGUUGAACAUCAGGCAUGACAGCGAAGUGACAUUAAGACUCCUUCAAACGGCGCAGUCAGGCGCUACGCUCAAACUUGCGACCGGCUACUUUAACCUGAUUCCCACCUACAGAAAAGCUUUACUCAACGAUUGCAAAGCAACAUGUCACCUGCUCACCGCUCACCCAACUGCGAACGGAUUUUUUGGUGCGAAAGGAAUCGCAGGCAACAUUCCGUUCGCUUAUACAAAAAUUGAAGAAUCCUUUUGUAAAUCCUGCGAGAGGAGCGGACAGCAAAAUAGAGUAACGCUUUGGGAAUUUGUUCGCUCAGGGUGGACUUAUCACGCCAAGGGUCUUUGGUACUCUCUUCCAGGCGAACAAAAGCCCUGUUUGACGCUUGUCGGUUCACCGAAUUUCGGAUACAGAUCGGUCGGCAAAGACUUGGAGGCUCAAGUAGCACUUGUUACGCGAAACGAAGGCCUACAGACGGCGCUAGAAGCGGAACACACGCGUCUAUUUUCGCAUGCGAAACCCGUCGACAGGAAAACUUUCAAGGAACGGGACCGAGUUGUUCCCACGUGGGUUAUUGCCACAGUUGUUUUAUUCCGUUACUUUUUUUAAUGAAAUGUAACCGGGUCUUGAAAAUAGUUGAGUCACUUACUCGCGUGUAUAUACUGUGAAUGUGACAUGAGAUAAUUCUAACAACACAAUUGACCUGGUUAUAAAAUUAGGUGUUGUGCUGACAAUGUUGUAAAUAUACAUUGUGAGUUGAACUUACAUGUUAUUCCGCUGUACUCUGGUAGAAAGCAUUGAAGUAUUGUAUUGUUGACUGUUUUCUUUCAUUUUUCAAAAUAAUUUAAUUUUCCUA